UUUGUCAAACUCCAAACACGAAAAAAAAACUGUUUACGUGCAUAAAUUUUCUUAUCACUAAAAAAAUUAUUACAAGAAAAAAAACCAAACAAAAAAAUAAUGAACUAAACUUCUAAAAUCACAAACCAACAAAAUCUCCAUCAUGAACGGCAUUAUCGUCUUCAACAGCUCAAACGAUGUUGUCUUUAAAAAAUUCAACCACGAACUUGCUAAAAAAAUCCACGAAAUCGCUAAAAAACAAGGUCUCAUCGAUGACAACCCAGACACUCCCAUCGAUACAAAUAUUAUUUUACAAAUUUUCUCACCAAUGAUAAAUUCACAGCGAAUUAUGUUUUGUCAAUUUGAUAAUACUUACAGCAACAUUCAAUGUGAAGAAAAUUUAAAUUUUACAUUUGGUGAUUUUUUAGGAUUUUCAUUUAUUAAAAUCGGACAGGUUCCUAUUGAAAUAAUGCGCAGAAAUUGUGACAUUGCCAUAUCAUUGGCUAAACAUUUAUAUGGACCAAAUUUAUUUGCAGCUGACAAAGUUCAAGAAGAUUUAUUUGAUCAAUUAAUUGAAUCUUAUGAGACUUUGGCGCAAGAUGAUCAGGGAAUUCAUGUUGAAGCUAUUCCUCAACUAAUGAUUAAUUCAGAAAUUAAGAAUUCCAUUAAAAGAACUUUAGAGGUGACCACAGAGAAGCUAAACGACGUUGGUUCGAAUCGUUCUCAUGCUCUUCUUUUUAUUAGUAGCAAAUUUAUCGGUUCGUUCUCUUCUCGCUCAGCUCAGGCUUUGAGUGCUUCUGAUAUUCUCUUCUUGUCUCUUUUGGGAAGAACCUUGCAGAAAAACAAGAAAACUAAACAACUUAAUCGAACUGUUGUGGUCUUUUUGGAAGGUGACCAUGUCAGUACGGUAUCAGGCUGUAUUCCCUGCAUUGUUCAUUGUUCCGAGUUGGAAAAGGGAGUCAUUGUCACCUUUGUCAUUGAAUUCUGCAAUCUUCCUGUUGCCAGUAACAUAUUCGAUACAUUCUUUGUCCUGCAAAAGAUUCUUAAUGUGCAGGUUCAAGGUGACACUGAUGCUGUUAAAACAUCCUUUGACAAUUUGGAAGUCUUUGUCAAACAAACAUUGGAUGCUUUGAAAAAGGCAAAGCUUCGUGGCGAUGAAAUUGAAGCAAGUCACAAAAAAUUCGCUUCCAAAUGGGAGAAUAUUAAAAAAAUGUAUAGCGAAUAUUUUAAAAACUAUGAUAAGGAAAUAGCUGUACGCAUUGAAUCGAAUAUUCCACCGUUUUUAGAGGAUCUCAAGUCUCUAUUUACUUGCACCUGUUGCGACAGUAGUCAAAUAGCUCUGGAACAGAUUCCAGAAGUUGCUUCGUUUGUCGAAGGGAAGUUACUUGAAUUCUCGGAGUUUCUCAGUGUGAAAGCCGAAAGGAAUCUUAAUAUAGAAUCUUAUUUGGAGGAAUUUCCUGGCUUGGUUCACUUUAUUUACAUCAAUCGUACCAAAGGCACAAUGAUUGCACCAGAUUUGCACCAGAAAGAAGAGAAGAUGAUACCGGUAAUUCCAAGAAUUUGGUCAAUGGUAGAGUUUCCACGAUCCUAUCUCCAGAAAGGACACACAACAGUUAUGUGGAAGGAUAAAACAUUCAACUAUUCAUAUUUUCUAUGGUUUGAAGAUCAGAAUUCAGUUGCAAUGAGACCAAUUGAUUUGCAGAGUCAUUUUUAUAAUCAUUCGGCAGUGAAGCCACAACAUGCUCCAGGACUAUUGGCAUCAGAUUUCUAUCAGCAAUUUACUGAAAUUGGAUUUCCAAAGACGUCGCCUGGGAAGAUUAAAUGUUAUGAAAUAUACUGCAUGCAUUUGGGUUUGGUAACGACAACUUGUGCAAUUGAACAUUGUCGGCGAUUGGUUGCAACUAUUGCAGAUGUAGUCGGGGAAGGAGGAGGUCCGGAUUUUGGAUAACCACCUCAUAUUAUAGUUUAAGACAUUCCAUAAUAAAUUAUUGUAAGCGUAUCAUGUUUUCUAGUCUCAAGAGUAAAAAGUUUUGAAAUAAA
This is a messenger RNA of Episyrphus balteatus (marmalade hoverfly), 2019 nucleotides long. RefSeq names its product BLOC-3 complex member HPS1 (gene HPS1). The record is from RefSeq and is a predicted model, not a curated record. Gene Ontology annotation, molecular function: guanyl-nucleotide exchange factor activity. The transcript has a single exon. Gene Ontology annotation, cellular component: BLOC-3 complex. Gene Ontology annotation, biological process: vesicle-mediated transport. The coding region runs from base 143 to 1927 and encodes 594 amino acids. NCBI's taxonomy places the organism in Eukaryota, Metazoa, Arthropoda, Insecta, Diptera, Syrphidae.